Heterocephalus glaber (naked mole-rat) is the source of this 6655-nucleotide messenger RNA. RefSeq names its product BTB domain containing 3 (gene Btbd3). Lineage: Eukaryota; Metazoa; Chordata; Mammalia; Rodentia; Bathyergidae. Gene Ontology annotation, molecular function: protein binding. Gene Ontology annotation, cellular component: cytosol. The record is from RefSeq and is a predicted model, not a curated record. Gene Ontology annotation, biological process: cerebral cortex development; neurogenesis; dendrite morphogenesis.
UGAAUAAAAUCCAUAAAACCUUCUCUGUUGGUUCUCCUAUGGUUUUUCUAUUUGUCUCAUUUAGUUGCCAAUUAAUAAUGUCUGCCUUAAAGCUGCUGUUUUUUCUUUCUGUUCUAAUUGAUUACUUCUGACCUGAAAAGCUAGAUAAUACUAGAUGUGUUAGAAAUAUGUAGGAGGGCCUGCCUGGUGUGGGGUCUUUCCGAGGAGGGGUGUGAUCAUGACGUUAGUAGCACCAGAGGAGAGAGAAAUCUUUGGUUUUAACCUUCUUCUGCAUAGGUAUAAAAUAGGGGCCUACUUGUUUGUUUUCGUAAUGCCUUUUUCCAGGUGCUUUUUAGAUUGGUUUUCUAGAUUUCUCCAACUUUGUUCAUUAAAAGUGUGUGUGGAGGUGACAUGCAAAUGUGUAAAUGCCCUGUGAUUGAUCACACAGGAUCUGUAGUAAGCAGUACUCAGGACCAUCCAAAACUGCAGUGGUAACCUUAUGCUGAAGACUGUGGUUCUUGUGCACAGUGUGUUUUGCAAUGGUUUUGAAUAAUAAUAAUGUCAGCUCCUUGAUUCAAUUUAGUGAUUUAAGAUCCUAGGGAUUUAAAGACUGAUUUCUGCUGUACUUACUGUCUUUAUUAGAUUAUUAAUUACCGUAACAAUCAUACACUCAUUUACUGAGUCCCUCAUUUUGUCAGGCAGUCAUUAGUCAGAUGAAUAUUGUGUAACAAGCAGGGCUGUGGUCCUGAUGGAUGGAUUAGAUUGGGAUGGCAAGUGGCUGCUGCCCUUGGAACAAAUGAGAGCAAUCCAAAUGGUUGGGGUGAGAUUAAAUCUCUUCAUUAGUCCCUCUUUACAAAUAAACAAGCGUGUAUAGAACCUACAGCAGGUGUUUUUGUUUUUGUUUUUAAUUAGAAAUUGUUGGAAUCACAUCUAUGAAAACCAUAUAAUAGCUUUUAUUUUAGUCCGAAGCAGAGAGAACCUGUUUGCAUUUUAACUAGGCAACAUCAGAUAUUUAUCACUUUAAAUAGCCUUAUUGAUUCUGUGUUAGAAGUUGUAGAUUACAUUCUUUAAAAUUAUAACAAGAUUUAAAUGUAGUCAUAACAGUUAAGUUGGAUUUUGAGAUCCUGAACAGGGCCCCGUCUGAUAUAUUUUUAGUGAAUUAUAGCCUUUAAACACUGAUUACCAGAUUUGUCUCAUUUGAAUGUUAUUUUUACAUCCAGAAUUUGUCUUCUGCUUCAGUGCAGCAAAGCAUACUGGUAUAAUCUUAUCCUAAUCAACAGUGUUUUGUGACUGGGAGGGACUCUUGUCAAAGAUCAUUAUAGGAGCUAGAAAACAUUGGAAGGUAGACUGAACACAUGACUUUAGCUCUCUUUUUUGGUAGUAGAAUAUAACUUGCAUUCAAAGAGACUGGGGAAAAAAAAGAAAAACAUAACAUCCCUCCUCCUUAAGCCGUAAUAGUGUUGGUUUUGCUGCUAUUAAGGUCUUUUAGCUUAUAGACUGGAGGAUUUUAUUUGAAAUGCUUGAAAUUAAAUGCUGCAAUGGAAAAGAUUUUUUCAGAAAUACAGUGUAGGUAACUGUCCCUAUUCUUUGUUAAUUGGCUCUGCUUGCUUAGCUGAGGAAGUAAAAAAUGUAUGUCUCCUGGGGAGAGUCUGUGAGUGUAAACUCCCUGUUUUCAAAUCUAUUUCAUAUGUUGUUUAUCUUACUUAAAUAUACAGUAGACAGGAGAAUGCAAGUGCUGUUCCUUUAAUAUCAGAACUCUGCACGCUACAAUAGGUGUCACUGUUUUGCUUGGUCCAAUCAUGAUUGGUGACUUCAACUAUUGGCUCGGAGCUCUGGCUGUCUCACUCCAUCUGCAGGGCUGUAAUACCUACUCUCCUCCGAUCCAUUCACCACACAACUUCAGCCGCUGAACAGACUUGCUGGGCUCCAGCACAUCUUCCUAACCUAAUUCAGAAAACAAGUGCUACAGCUCUGUGCCUGUCAUCCUCGCUCAGUGUAGCAUUUUCAGGUUACUAGGAAAUGCUUAUUUUCACGAACAAAUAAGAGAAACAGGAAUCAUGAUGGGGAUGUAUUUAACAGACCCAGUACUGGAUAAAACUUAAAGCCAGUUUCUAUUGAACAUAGUGAAAAAAGGUCACCUUGCCUGGCUGUGGAAAGAAGCAAAAUAGCAGCUUGUUGGUUUCUGUUAACAUCUCAGCACCGGCUAACCUCUUUUGCUUGAUGUUCAAACCAGUUUGGGAUAUCUAGCUCUAAAGAGAGACAUACUGUACUCAUGGUAGAUGACAAGGAAAAGAACAUGAAAUGUCUCACCUUCUUCUUGAUGCUUCCAGAGACUGUAAAGAAUAGGUCCAAGAAAAGCUCGAAGAAAACAAAUACUAGCAGCAGUAGUAGCAGCAGCAGCAGCAGCAGCAAGUUGCCUCCAGUUUGUUAUGAAAUAAUUACCUUGAAGACUAAGAAGAAGAAGAAGAUGGCUGCUGAUAUAUUUCCCCGCAAAAAACCAGCCAACUCCAGCAGCACCACUGUCCAGCAGUACCACCAGCAGAAUCUCAGUAACAACAACCUUAUCCCAGCCCCCAAUUGGCAAGGUCUCUAUCCCACCAUCAGAGAAAGAAAUGCGGUGAUGUUCAAUAAUGAUUUGAUGGCAGAUGUACAUUUUGUGGUUGGGCCACCAGGUGGGACUCAGCGGUUGCCAGGACACAAAUAUGUCUUAGCUGUUGGGAGCUCUGUCUUCCAUGCGAUGUUUUAUGGAGAACUUGCUGAGGACAAAGAUGAAAUCCGUAUACCAGAUGUUGAACCUGCUGCUUUUCUCGCUAUGCUAAAAUAUAUCUAUUGUGAUGAAAUUGACUUGGCUGCAGACACAGUGCUGGCCACACUGUAUGCUGCCAAAAAGUACAUUGUCCCUCACCUUGCCCGAGCCUGUGUGAAUUUCCUGGAGACCAGCCUGAGUGCCAAGAACGCCUGUGUGCUGCUCUCCCAGAGCUGCCUAUUCGAAGAGCCAGACCUGACCCAGCGCUGCUGGGAGGUGAUCGAUGCCCAGGCUGAGUUAGCUCUCAAGUCUGAGGGGUUCUGUGAUAUCGACUUCCAGACGCUAGAAAGCAUCCUCCGCAGGGAAACUCUGAAUGCCAAAGAAAUUGUCGUUUUUGAGGCAGCUCUCAACUGGGCUGAAGUAGAAUGCCAGCGACAAGAUCUAGCCUUGAGCAUUGAAAAUAAACGCAAAGUCCUAGGAAAGGCACUUUACUUAAUCCGCAUACCCACAAUGGCCCUUGAUGACUUUGCAAAUGGUGCUGCCCAGUCCGGAGUAUUAACUCUCAAUGAGACCAAUGACAUCUUCCUCUGGUACACUGCGGCCAAAAAGCCUGAGUUGCAGUUUGUGAGUAAAGCCCGCAAGGGUCUCGUCCCCCAGCGCUGUCACCGUUUCCAAUCUUGUGCCUAUCGGAGCAACCAGUGGCGCUAUCGGGGCCGCUGUGACAGCAUCCAAUUUGCAGUUGACAAGAGAGUAUUCAUUGCAGGCUUUGGGCUGUAUGGCUCCAGCUGUGGCUCUGCAGAGUACAGUGCCAAGAUCGAACUCAAGCGUCAGGGCGUUGUCUUGGGGCAGAACUUGAGCAAGUAUUUCUCAGAUGGGUCCAGCAAUACCUUCCCUGUGUGGUUUGAGUACCCAGUGCAGAUCGAGCCAGACACCUUUUACACAGCCAGUGUGAUCCUGGAUGGCAAUGAACUCAGCUACUUCGGACAAGAAGGCAUGACGGAAGUUCAGUGUGGCAAAGUGACUGUCCAGUUUCAGUGCUCCUCAGAUAGCACAAAUGGCACUGGUGUACAGGGAGGGCAGAUCCCUGAACUUAUAUUCUAUGCUUGAAACUUUGCCUCCCCAAAGCAGUGCAAGCCACAGGUGCAUAUCUGGUCCCUCCUUGCUUAAUGCGUAGCUCAUCUGCAGAUAAGCAAUCAGUGCAGGUAAUUUGUAAUGAAUGACGUGGUAGGCAGUUUCUAAUUUCUUUUAACCUUUUAAUUAUGUACAGGCUAAAACGCAGCAUUCUGCUUUUAACUGUAUACUUAAGAGUCAAGUUCUUACUAAAGCUUUGUGGUUUUUAGAGUUGCUCUGUACACCAAAAGGAGAGAUUGUACUCUUCCAUGUGCCCCGCCGAUCUCCCAGUUGUGUCCCUCUGAAGAAAGUUUGGGAUCGCCUCAAAUUUCCUUCUGGAUUUUAUUGGAUGAAUGGAAAUAGUCUAAAAUAGUAACAUAAAGAAUUAUUUUUAAACAGAAGCCCUUGCCCCUUAAAAAAAAGAUAAAUCUCUGUGUACAAUUUUGGAAGAAGUUGUGGUUUAUAGGAGGUAAUGACUUAGAAAGUAGCCAGUAGUCAUAUUUAGCUCUUACUUUAUUCCUUUUAAAUUUGUUGUUUCUGGGCUUUACUUUUUAAAUUUUAAAUUCAUAAGAUUAUUACAUAUUAAAUCAGUGUUAGUGUAAAAUAGGAAAGUAAGGAAUUGGGUGUUUAGGCCAUGGCUUUAACUACAAAGCAGAUUUAUAUUUUUGUUUACAAGACAAGAUAUCACUGUACAGCGUACUUCUUUUAGAAGUAACACAAUUACAAAAUUUUAUUGUCAAUAGAAAAAAAUUUUAGGCUUGCUCAUUUACAUUAAAGUAGUUUAAAAAGAAAACCUAAGAAAGUUCUGUACCACAAAUAGUGUAAUUAAAUGACACAUUAGAGUACACAGUUUGAAAAAGCCAAACCCCUUUCUUGCCAUGUAGCUUUGGAUCCUAGCUAUUUGCUUUUUUUUCUGUCACAUUGUAUAGAAUUCCUUUUCUCUUUCUGCCCAUUAAAAGAGGACCAAACAAUUCUUUAGAGGAAGGGAGUAAUAGUUUUGUAGGACUACAUGUUAAUGUGAUAAAGUUUUAUUCAUUGUUUUUAAUCUGAAAUAUACUUUAUUUGCUCUUUGACCAUAUCAUCUAUCUUAUUUGUUGAUUAUAGUUCUGUCUUGUUGAACUGCUAGAAUCUGGCCUCUGGCCAUUUUACAGUGCCAAUAUAUGUCUGCAGGGUUUUUGAGCAACACACUUGAUUAUGCCUAAUAUUCACUGCAUCAGCAUUACGCUAGCUCUUUCAUUUGCCCAUGGAUAAUGUAAGCAAAGGAGGGAAGUGCUCAUUAAGAAAUUCUCCUUCAGUGAUGGCUUGUGUUGGUUUAGUGCCUGUGACCCUGCAGUGUCCAAUGUGUCACUGCCAUGUGAAGUGUCCAUGUGUUUCUGGGCAGCUUCUCUGCUCAGUGUGAUCCUGAGAUGGCUUUCUCCACCACCUAGAGUGUGGUCCCUGGCCACCUCCUUCUCCUGCUCCACAAGUCCAAAACUGGCUUGUCUGGAGCCAGGGGUUAGUCCUGGGGUGUGUGUGUGCCUGCGCGCCUGUGCGCAUGGGAUUGCCGACUCAGGAAUUGCCUCCUCCCUGCCUGGCUAGUGAGAGGCUGGACAGGAAUGGUCCCCCUGCUGGCCCCAGCAAGGCCCAAGGAGUGACUGCCCUUCCUUACUGUGCUUCUGGGCUGCUUCCUCCCCUGGAGGCAUGGGCUUGUUGCCUUUGGCCAGCUGCCCUGAUGGAGGAGAACACUGGAUUAUGGGAAAUGUUUCAUUCAUGUUUGCCAUUACCUCUAUCUGUGAAUAGUUAUUUCUUAUUAGGGAGAUUACAGGUAGUUUUGGCAAAGCAUUGAUGAAAUAGAGGCACAUUUUCAAUUAAAAAUGCUUCUACAAAGAUUUUGUUUUUAAGUUAUGGUUAAACAUUUCAGUAACUCAGCACUACCAUGCAAAUUGGUGGGCCUGAUGGCACCUGGUGGCACUGUUUUAGGCCAGAGGAGAAGAAACUUGAGUGCUGAUUUCAUGCUAUCACAUCGUUGAGGUCAGUGUGAAAGCCUCAGAGUGGUGUCAUUCGUUCACUGCUCACUUUAGAGCUCCUGUUACUGAGCUGCCCUCCUUGAGGCUGGUGGCUUGCUGUGUGAAACCACAGGAGAUCCAUACACUGCGUGUUCCACUUAAUUUUACACCAGUUACUCCUGUGCCCACCAUCAGAUUGCCCUGUGCCAAAAGCUGUGGGUAAAAUUUGAAAAUUGUAUUAGAGUAAGAAAUUUUAUAUUUUGAACCCUAUUCUCCUUUCUGCAUUUUCAGCAAAAUGGAGUGAAAGCUAAUGUGCUUGCUUUGGGUUUAUUUUUGUUUUUUCGGUCAUUUUGAAUUUUGUAGCUUUUAAAAGUAGAAACCAUUAUUCUGACAAGGCAAACAACUCUAGUAUAUAAAUACAACUUUAUUAAACAAUAUGCUAUAGAUGCUUUUCCCAGUGUAUCUGGCAGUCUUUGUUGUUCAUAUGGGGGAAAAAGGGUAACUAGGCUAGCAGUUCUAAUGUAACAUUCUUUAAGCAUAUCUUAAAAUAGUAUUUAAGUAAAUGUCUAAUUUCUCCAUGAUUAUUGCACUGGACUGUCUUCUUGUCUUUUUUUUUAAGGUGUUUAAAUAGCUAAUUCAAGACACUGUAGCCACUUGUGCAUCAGUGCUUGACUUUAGCAGCUUACAACAUUAUUUAUGAAGGAAAAUAUAUAAAUAUGAAGUACCUCAUGUUGAAUGUUAUUGUACUGUAUUUUUAAUGUAACAGUGCAGAUCUUGUUAGACACAUGAAUGUGUAUAAUCAUGUUAAAUGCAAAUAAAAUAAAAUUGGUUCAUA